Ziziphus jujuba (common jujube) is the source of this 2793-nucleotide messenger RNA. RefSeq names its product BRASSINOSTEROID INSENSITIVE 1-associated receptor kinase 1. Gene Ontology annotation, molecular function: ATP binding; protein kinase activity; protein binding. NCBI's taxonomy places the organism in Eukaryota, Viridiplantae, Streptophyta, Magnoliopsida, Rosales, Rhamnaceae. Gene Ontology annotation, biological process: protein phosphorylation. The transcript has 11 exons. The coding region runs from base 591 to 2456 and encodes 621 amino acids. The record is from RefSeq and is a predicted model, not a curated record.
UCACUGCACUUGUGAGCACAUUUGUGCCCUGCAAAAUCAGCUCCACACUUGCAUUGUAUUCAAGAACCAAAAUCAUUGUGCCAAAAGAAGGUGUCAGCAAGUUCUCUGGCAAGUUAUCCCCCGUGUAGUUGAACUCCAUUGGGGGCUUUCUUGGAAACUCAAUUUUGAAACAUUUGGGAUUUUACGGUAGUAAGCUUCAAGUAUAUCCACAGGUGGAGUCACGAAGCUAAUGUUGUUCACACUGGCAGCAAGUUCUCUCACUUUCUAUUUUUUUGGUGUAUUUCUGCAUUUUCUCGCUCGCCAAAGAAAAUUUUUCCCGGAAAGUGAGAGGAAAGUGGAGGGAAAAGGGGAAAAGAAAAAAAGAAAAAAAAAAGGAAACGGAAAAUUGACACUUUUAAGAGAUUUUUAUUUUCCUGAAUUCAACGCGGUCAACGGUGCCAAAAAAAAGCAUGGUUUGGAAUUUGACGAGCUCGAAUUGGAAUUAGUCAGUCAACGUGGUUCGUUGUUGGCGAAUAUUUUUGUUUAUGAAGUAAAGGUUUUGGAGUUGUGAGGAAAAAAAAAAAGAAAAAAAGAAAAAAAAAGAAGAAGGAAUGGAAAUGGCGGAGCGAGUGAUCUCGGUGAUUUCUGCGGCUUCUUCUUUUCUGUGGCUUAUUCUUCUGUCUGGUUUGGUGGGAAAAGCGUCUGCAAAUGCCGAAGGUGAUGCUUUGAAUGCGUUGAAGACGAACUUAGCCGAUCCUAACAAUAUCCUGCAGAGUUGGGAUGCCACGCUCGUCAAUCCCUGCACAUGGUUUCACGUUACUUGUAAUAGCGAAAACAGUGUAACAAGAGUUGAUCUUGGCAAUGCAAAUCUUUCUGGUCAACUGGUUUCACAGCUUGGCCAGCUUUCGAAUUUACAGUACUUGGAGCUUUAUAGUAAUAAUAUAAGUGGAACUAUCCCGGAAGAGCUAGGAAAUUUGACAAACUUGGUGAGCUUGGAUCUUUACUUGAACAAUUUAACUGGUUCCAUUCCAACAACAUUGGGCAGGCUUCAAAAACUACGUUUCCUGCGUUUGAACAACAACACUUUGUCUGGAUCUAUUCCCAUGGUUUUAACCACUGUUUAUUCAUUGCAAGUCCUGGAUCUUUCCAACAACAAACUGACAGGAGAUAUUCCAACCAAUGGUUCUUUUCAAUUAUUCACUCCCAUCAGUUUUAAUAAUAAUCCACUGAACCGACUCCCAGUUUUACCACCUCCUCCUAUCACCCCUGCACCAUCAACACCUACAGGUGGUAAUAGUGCAACUGGAGCCAUUGCCGGAGGAGUUGCUGCUGGUGCUGCUCUGCUUUUUGCUGCUCCAGCAAUUGCACUUGCUUGGUGGCGACGGCGGAAACCGCAGGAUCAUUUCUUUGAUGUGCCUGCCGAGGAGGAUCCAGAAGUUCAUCUGGGACAGCUGAAAAGAUUUUCUCUUCGUGAGCUACAAGUUGCAACAGAUGGUUUUAGCAAUAAAAAUAUUCUAGGUAGAGGUGGAUUUGGUAAGGUUUAUAAGGGACGCUUGGCUGAUGGUUCUCUUGUCGCUGUAAAAAGACUUAAAGAGGACCGUACACAGGGUGGGGAGCUGCAGUUUCAGACAGAGGUAGAAAUGAUCAGCAUGGCUGUGCAUCGUAAUCUACUUCGACUUCGUGGAUUUUGCAUGACACCUACUGAACGGUUGCUUGUCUACCCUUAUAUGGCUAAUGGAAGUGUAGCAUCGUGUUUGAGAGAUCGUCCUGAAUCCCAGCCACCACUUGAUUGGCAAAUACGGCAACACAUCGCAUUGGGUGCUGCGAGGGGGCUUGCAUAUUUACAUGAUCAUUGUGAUCCUAAGAUUAUUCACCGUGAUGUGAAAGCUGCAAAUAUAUUAUUAGAUGAAGAAUUUGAGGCAGUUGUAGGAGAUUUUGGGUUGGCUAAACUCAUGAAUUAUAGAGAUACUCAUGUUACAACUGCUGUACGUGGCACAAUUGGACAUAUAGCACCAGAAUACCUCUCAACUGGAAAAUCUUCAGAAAAAACUGAUGUUUUUGGGUAUGGUGUUAUGCUUCUUGAACUCAUCACUGGACAAAGGGCUUUUGAUCUAGCUCGGCUUGCAAAUGAUGAUGAUGUCAUGUUACUUGAUUGGGUGAAAGGACUCUUGAAAGAUCGGAGGCUGGAAACACUGGUUGAUUCUGAUCUACACGGAAAUUACGACGACGAUGAGGUAGAGAAGCUGAUCCAAGUAGCUCUACUGUGCACGCAAGGGUCCCCGAUGGAAAGGCCAAAGAUGUCAGAAGUUGUAAGAAUGCUUGAAGGUGAUGGCUUGGCAGAAAGAUGGGAGGAGUGGCAGAAAGAGGAGAUGGUUCGCCUAGACUUUAAUAACCAUAACCACCAUCAAGCUUCUAAUUGGCCCGUGCCUGACUCGAGCUCACAAAUCCCUGCAGAUGAGUUGUCUGGUCCCAGAUAAUCCCCCUCCAUGAUUCUGUCAUUAUACAUACAAAGUCUCUUGAAGGCCAAUUUUGUGUAUAUGAUUUUCUUUCUUUUCCUGUUUAUUUUUCAUUUUAAUUUUGCUCAUGUCCAGUUUGAAACACAUUUGGGGUCGGUGUUGUAAUUUUUAUAUGGUUUAAAUGAUACUAUGAAAAUUUAGGUGCUUACCAAACAUGGCGUGAAAAGGCCACAAAAGCACCCAUCGAAUCUCAUUUUUAUAUAUAUAAAUACAUGUACCUAGAAAUUAGUCGAGGCAGUUGGAAUGAAUAGAUUUUUCUUAUUUAUUUUUAAUGAUCUUAAACAUUGUUUCCUGACGA